AUGCUCAUCCUGUACGACGAGGAAGACUUCAAGCUGGGCUCGACCAAGAAGGCCUUUGGCGACCGCGCCGUGCUGCAGAUGGUAUACGUGCGCACCGACAUGCUGGGCAGCGACAAGAUGAAGGCCUACGUCAAGGCCAAGGACGGCGAGCCGGAGCCCAUCGUGUCGGGCAAGCCCAAGCACUGGGUGUACAACCACUACGUGCCGCACGGGCGCAUCAUCAAGGCCAUCGAGGACGUCAUCGUCAACAAGAUGAUGACGCGCGCGCAGGUGCUCGCGUGGCUGGAUAGCGUGACGAAGGCGCUCAAGAUCGAGCCCGACGAGUUCCUCAAGCAGGUCCAGAACCCGCUGACCAGCCGCCCGGCCUUCGACGUGUGGGUCGACUGGGCGGCGGCGGCCAUCUGCGACUGGCGCGAGAACAUGUUCUACGGCCCCGGGACGGGCGACGGCGCCGGCACGCGCAUCGACUCGCCGUCGGGCGGCGCCAACAGCGCCGCCCAGCUCGCCCGCGUCAAGCUCGGCGCCGCAGAGCUCAAGAAGAACCUGCCGAGGCUCAGCCUCGCCGACCACAUCCCCAACGAGGAAUUCGAGUACUCGGCCGACGAGGGCGACGAGCAGCGCGUCGCCGCCCCUAAGGGCGACCAGUGGUGGGAGGCCCUCAACAAGACGUGGAAGGCCAAGGACGACAAGAAGGACCCCAACUGGAAGCCCGGCGACGACGACGAGUGA
Lasiosphaeria miniovina is the source of this 729-nucleotide messenger RNA. RefSeq lists its product as uncharacterized. The record is from RefSeq and is a predicted model, not a curated record. The transcript has a single exon. The coding region runs from base 1 to 729 and encodes 242 amino acids. NCBI's taxonomy places the organism in Eukaryota, Fungi, Ascomycota, Sordariomycetes, Sordariales, Lasiosphaeriaceae.